AAAAUUGCUGCUCUUCAAGGAAGUAAAACAGACAGGAAGAAGUCGACGUCAAGAAAAGCUUUUGCAUCGUCUUCACUCCUCAGCAGCAGCAGGUAACAGCAGAAGGUGAAGAUGCCGACCCACAAAGCGUUUGAGUCUGCGGGGAAGCGUCCCGGCCUUCAGAUUUGGCGCGUGGAGAAGAUGGACUUGGGGGAAGUCCCCGCCGAACUGCACGGAAGCUUCUACAUGGGGGAUUCCUACAUCGUCCUCCACACCAGCCCCGCGCCGUCUUACAACGUGCACACUUGGAUCGGCGGGCACACGUCCCAGGACGAGAAAAUCGCGGCCACCAUUUUGAUGGUGCAGCUGGACGACUUCCUGAGAGGCGCCGCCGUUCAGUUCACCGAGCACCAGGGGGAAGAGUCGCUCACUUUCCUCGGAUACUUCAAAAAGGGACUCAAGUACCAGAAAGGGGGCGUGGCCUCCGGCUUCCAAAACGUGGUGUCCAACGAGGUGAACGUCAAGCGUCUGCUGCACGUGAAAGGGCGCCACCGCGUGCGCGCCACCGAGGAGGACCUGACCUGGGCCAGCUUCAACAAGGGCGACUGCUUCAUCAUCGACUUGGGCAAGAACAUCUACCACUGGUCGGGUAGCGACAGCAACCGCUACGAGCGGUUGAAGACCACGCAGCUCGCCAUCGACAUCCGAGACAACGAGCGGCGAGGGCGCGCGGAGGUGCACAUGAUCGACGAGGGAGACGAGCCCGAGGAGGUCAUCAAGGUUCUGGGGCCGAAGCCCGACCUGCCUCCGGGAAGUUCCGAUGCGCACGCGGUGCAGAAGGACAGAAGUCCGGCGUCGCUCUACAUGGUGUCCAACGCUACGGGCAAGAUGUCGCUGAAGGAGGUGGCCCCGAGGAACCCCUUCAAGCAGGCCAUGCUUUCCAGCAGUGAGUGCUACAUCCUGGACAACGGCCAAGAUCACAAGAUCUUCUUCUGGAAAGGUCGCGACUCCAACGCGGAAGAGCGCAAAGCCGCGCUGAACUUGGCCACAAAGUUCAUCGCGGACAAGAACUACUCGGACAAGUGUCAGGUCCAGAUUCUGCCGCAAGGGGCCGAGAGCACCCUGUUCAAGGACUUCUUCGAAAACUGGCUGGACAAAGACGAGACCACGGGUGUGAGUCAGGCGUACACCAAGGGCAGCGUCGCCGUCGUGAAACAGAUCCCCUUUGAUGCCUCCAGUCUCCACGGCAACAACCUCAUGGCCGCGCAGCACGCCAUGCCGGACGACGGAUCGGGGAAAGUGCAGGUGUGGCGCGUGGAGGGCGGCGGCCGCGUUCCGGUGGACGCGGCCACCCACGGCCAGUUCUUCGGCGGCGACUGCUACCUGCUGCUGUACUCGUACAAGUUGGACGGCAAAGAGAAGCACAUCAUCUACAUCUGGCAAGGAAUCAAGUCCAGUAAAGAUGAGCUGGGAGCCUCCGCCAUCUUGGCCGUCGCCCUGGACGACUCCAUGGGAGGCGUGGCUACGCAGGUGCGUGUGACUCAGGGCCAAGAACCUCCUCACCUGCUGAGCGUGUUCGGGGGCAAGCCCCUGGUGGUGCACCUGGGCGGGACGUCCCGCAAGGGGGGCAGCACCGAGCCGAGCGCCACCCGCCUCUUCCACAUCCGACAGAGCUCCACCAAGGCCGUCCGGGCCGUGGAGGUGGCGGCGGACGCGUCCUCUCUCAACUCCAACGACGCCUUUGUGCUGAAGUGGCCCAAGGGGACUUUUGUGUGGAAGGGUCGCGGGGCCACGCCGGAGGAGCUGGCCGCCGCCAAACACGUGAUCGGCAUCCUGGGCGGCGGCGCCCCCGUCGAGGUGGCCGAGACCAAGGAGCCCGAGAACUUCUGGAAGGUGCUGGGCGGCCGCAAGGACUACCAAACCUCGUUGACCCUCCGGACCGCCAAAGUGUGGCAACCCCGACUCUUUGAAUGCUCCAACGCCAGCGGACGCAUCCACGUGGAGGAGGUCCCCGGAGAAUUGGACCAGCUGGACCUGGAGACCGACGAGGUCAUGAUUCUGGACACGCACUGCCAGCUCUUCGUAUGGAUCGGCAAGGACGCCAACGAGACGGAGAAAAAAGGAGCGGCGCGCAUCGCCGAGGAGUAUUUGAAUUCGGACCCGAGCGGCCGCCACGGGACUCCCAUCAGCACCGUCAAACAGGGCGAGGAGCCGCCCUCCUUCACCGGCUGGUUCCUGGCCUGGGACCCCACCCUGUGGGACAAAGACCCCCUGGCCAUCUUCGGCGCACGUUGAGACACAAAUUGCUUUGCCUUGUCGCGUACUCUCGCGUCGCCUGCCUUUUUGUCACUUCUAAUCCAGUGGGCGGAGUCAUCUCGGUCGCUAAUCAUCUCUCAGCUCGCUGCCAAAGAAAAAAAAAUGUUGACGGAAAGGGAAAGUCGAGUCACACUCUGGCCAAUUUCAUCGCUGCCUUGGGAUUAACGCUUUCAAAUUUGCCAGAUUUGAUUUAUUUGUUUGGUCUUUACACAGCGAGAGAUACGACAUCGGACAAAGAUAGCCACGCCAAAAUGUUUUUAUAUGUAUGGUGAAAUCUACACACAAAACUGCAAACACUGAAAUGUUCUGCCUGUCAUUCAAAUCUUGGGUGUAUGCAAAAAAAGGAAAUGAUUUGAAGGGCGCAACUAUUUUGAAUUGACGGCCCUUUUGAUGGCUCAUCAAAUUUUUAAUUUGGCCACGUCGUCGGCCUCAAAACAAAUCGGCGCUGCUCGGUGCCGAGCCAAAAGAUGAGUGAGUGGCCCUCGACCGGGGGUGUCCGCAGUGGGUCCUCGCGGGCCGCCGUCCCGCCCGUUUCGCGGCUCUGCCGGGAGCAACGCGCCUGAUUCAAAUCAUCGGGAUGCUUGUCAUGCUGCUUCCCGGCCGGCUCAUCGGAAUCGGCUGCGUUGCGGCCGGCGGAGCCGGGAAACGGGCGGGACGGCGGCCCUCCGGGCCCGGCGCUGGACUCUCGUCUCUCUUUUUGGCAGCGGCUCAUUUGAAGACUUCUUGCCCUUCCGGUCACACCGCUGUUUUGUGUGGAAUCUUCCUUCCUUCCUUCCUCCCUUUGCUUUCUGCCUGCUUGCAAGCCGAUUUGGAUGGGAAACAUUCUGAGGCUUUUCAAUAAACAUCGGAACAAG
Messenger RNA from Hippocampus comes (tiger tail seahorse), 3149 nucleotides. RefSeq names its product scinderin like a (gene scinla). The coding region runs from base 112 to 2274 and encodes 720 amino acids. Gene Ontology annotation, cellular component: cytoplasm; actin cytoskeleton. Lineage: Eukaryota; Metazoa; Chordata; Actinopteri; Syngnathiformes; Syngnathidae. The record is from RefSeq and is a predicted model, not a curated record. Gene Ontology annotation, biological process: actin polymerization or depolymerization; barbed-end actin filament capping; cell projection assembly. Gene Ontology annotation, molecular function: phosphatidylinositol-4,5-bisphosphate binding; actin filament binding. The transcript has 18 exons.